AUGAUGCAAGAUUUGGUGAUAAACCUGCCUCAAGACCAUUUGAAGCAUAUGAAGGUUUUUCUUAAUCACCGAAUACAAAAUGCGAAGGACGCCGAUCAAGUAAUCAUCUUGGUUUCGCCAGAACUGAACAUCGAUAUAAGCAGCAUCGCUAAGGACCUGAUAAAAGACCUAGGUUUCUUCGUAAUCACACGUCGCAGCGUGAUGGAUUGUUACGAGAGGAGCGAUAAGUACGUGCCUGGCUGCAUUUCGCCGCUGCUAAUCGCCGAGGUUACCAAGUCCCUGACAAUGAAACACCCAGUCGCCCAGGGCGGUUGGCUAAUGUUUGACCACCCUUGCACGGUCCGCGAGGCGCGCUGCCUGCAACAGCUGGGCGUGCUGCCGUCGGUAACGCUGGUGCUGUCGCCACCACCACCCCUGGCACCGCCCACUGACAACCCGCAUACACCCGCGCGCGGCUUCUUCCAGCAGGACUUCGAAGGGCUGAAGUACGCCUACAGAGCGACGCUUAAAGAGGUGCACGUGGGGCCCGGCGACGACUGCAAGGCGGUGGCGGCGAAGUGCGUGAGGGGGAUACGGGCGGCGGCGGCGGGCGCUGCGGACGGCGCGCGCUCGCUGCAGGCGGUGGGCGCUCCGGGGGUGUAUCGGGUGCUGUUGCUGGGGCCGCGCGGGUGCGGGCGGCGCCUGCACGCGGACGCACUCGCGCGCCGCUUCAGACUGCUGCACUUGAACUACGACGUCCUGUACAAUGAAGCCAAGUGUCGGGAAGACGACGUUGGCGAGAAACUACGCAACUACGGCUGCAGCGCUAGACUCAAAGCGGAGAUUGUGAAGCGCCGUUUGACCAAGAAGGACUGCAUUGACAACGGCUGGGUUCUCACCGGCUACCCGACCACCGGCGUCGACUUCGAGAUGCUGGACAACAUGCCCACACCUCCUAAUCGGAUCAUAUUCCUGAACGCGGAUUGGCAGACGUGCAAGGAGCGUGUGCUGUCGCGCGGCGUUGAUUGGUGCACGGGGCAGCAGGCGCCGCUCGGCUCCGGGCCUCGGGUGCUGCUGCAUCCCGCGGACGACGAGGCGCGACUCGACAGCGAGCUGGACGCCUAUUUCUCGGAAACUCUGGCGGAACUCCGAGCCGCCGCCGGCAUAAACGCAGUGGAGGUGGACGCAAUGAAACCUAUCGAUCAAGUACAGGUCGAAAUACAAGCGGCAAUAAUGGCGGCGCCGGCUUUCAACAUAGAGUUCGGUUCGCAGCUGAGCAACGUACGCGCAGAC
Molecule: messenger RNA, 1272 nt
Organism: Iphiclides podalirius (scarce swallowtail)
Lineage: Eukaryota; Metazoa; Arthropoda; Insecta; Lepidoptera; Papilionidae
Source: the annotation of a GenBank genome assembly